Zophobas morio is the source of this 2480-nucleotide messenger RNA. RefSeq lists its product as uncharacterized. The transcript is spliced from 6 exons. The coding region runs from base 555 to 1550 and encodes 331 amino acids. Lineage: Eukaryota; Metazoa; Arthropoda; Insecta; Coleoptera; Tenebrionidae. Gene Ontology annotation, cellular component: membrane. The record is from RefSeq and is a predicted model, not a curated record.
AUUUUUAGUCGCGUUUGACACGUGAGAAAGGGUGCUCACCCUUUCGAAACGAAGCAGCUGUAGACGCAACGAGUGGUGCCAACCCUAGUAUUUGACGUGCCGUUCAUACCCGCCGGUUUACAUUUUUUUUAAUUAUUGAAAUUAAUAUCUAAUUAUGUCGUGCGAAUUUGUUUACGCAAGAGCAUUGGAUCCCUGUCAGUUCCCAUAAAUAAUUAGCAUUCGCGCACAAUAAAACGUCAAUUAACCGACAAUUAUUCAAAAUUGGGGUAGUUGCAGCGCGUCAGGAGCAAGGACGCAUUUUAGUAAACAUGGCGAUGUGUUUUCGGCUUGUUUGGGGUGUCCACCUUUUAUACAUCCAUUAGAUGAAUAGAACCUCGAGCGAAACGGCAGCGACAAUAAUACACCAGCCAAAGGUCAUUAGUGUUUUUUAGAGUCUUUAAGCUGGCGAAUUUCCGUGAUGUGUGCGUGUUGAGGGCUCUCGAACAGGACCGGAUUCGGAGUACGGUAAUAUGGAUUGGUGUGGGGCAAAGCCUCGCGUCUAGUGGCGGAGUGUCAUGCAGUCUGAGCCGGGCCGAUACAUCAAUUCUGUAUCCGAUCUGCUCUACAGUACUGACGAAAUUGAGUUUCUGCUCGACGACAUCAGAGACCUGGAGCCGACAAGUUGCAAGCCUGAAGACAUUCAGGAGCCGGAUGGUAUGAGUUGUGUGUUGCAGGACUUUGAGAUAGCGGGCAGCAGGACGGGGGCCCUGAGCGCGGAUUGUGCUGGAGGUUGCGAGUGCGAAUCACCUCUGGGCACCGUUAACUCAUGGGACUCGCACUCUCACUACCGCCGACGGGUCGCCUCGCCCGAUCUGUCCCUAUACUCUGGGGUUAUCGUCUACUGCGACCACACUCAUCUCAAGACGCCCACGGGUUUCGUCCGACUGCUAUUACUGGUGACCACAAUUGCCUGUCUCACAUGCCUGUGUACUUCAGGGACUGUAAAAGUAGGCCUAUUUAUGCUUCCGCUGGUCGGACGUUUACGGCUGAUGAUGUUCGUAUCUUUAUUGAGUUUAUUUGUCACUUGUCUCCUACUGUUUCUUGAUAUAUCCCACAUUGUUUACUUGUUUCCUUUUAAUUGGGGUAAAGUGAACGCAUACUUUUACGUCAGCCUUAGCGUUCUGUUCCUCAUAGCGUCAUCAUUAAUUUUUCAUACAAUAUUUUUAUCAGAGGCCUUUUACUGGGUUCCGAAAUGGACGCAUCAUCAAUUGCUAAUUACGGGGUGUUUGGGGUACCUGUGCUGCUUUCAGUCGGCGAUUCUCUCGCUGAUCCAGAAAUGCACGAUUGGCCAUUAUCAACCCGUCGCCGAAGAUCCAAGUUUGAAUUUACAGGAGCGGCAAACGUCGUUACAAAACUCGCCUGAACAUAAAGCGAAUCAGACAACGCACAAUUACAAGCCUAUCGUCAACUACCCAGUAGUGGCGUCGACUUCUAGACAAGAAGCCAGCAGUUACCUCGAUGAUGUACAACCUUGUUCGUCGAAAAGUUCAGAUCCGUAUAGGGUAGCAUGAUAUUUAACACAAAAACAAGAAACUCUUCUAAAAUGCCUUCAACUUUAAGUGUUUGUUUUAACCGUAAUGUGCAUCGCCAGUUAUCAGUGAAUGUGUCAGAGACCAGAUUAUGUUCGAGGUCCUUACAGCCAGAAGUGCUAAGUGUGGUUCAAAAUUUAGAUAGUAUAACACCAGUUAACAAAAAUAUUAUAUCAUUGUUUUGACAAGAAUGUUUUUAUUUUGAAUUUUUACACGGUAUGUAAAAAUGUAUAGAAAAAUAAAAAAUUAUUCCAAAUUUAUUGCAAUAUUUGCAAGAUUAGUAAGUAUACGGAUCCUGCAGCAAAUUCACUCGUUCAGAAUAGGCAACAAGAGUCAUUUAUUGUAAAUAGUUUAUUUUAGAUUUUUAUCGAUUUUUAUUAGUAUUUAUAUUCUGUACAGUAUUAUUCACCGAUUUCUAACAAGACAACAGUCGUUUAAUUUAGACAUAGCUCCAGAAAUUUUCAUAAUAUAAGACAACAAAGUGUUCAAUAAUAUAUAAUUUGUUUUAUUGUGUGUAUAUCUACCUAAACACAAAGUCCAUGUUUUGUAUUGUAUGUGACGAAUUUAUAUUCAUUUGUAGGCUACAACAGCAAAAUGGUGCUGAAAAACAUUUUACAAAUGUUUUUCCCUAGACUUUACGUGUGAUUCUAAACGAUUCUAAAUUCAAAGAAAAAAUGCUUCGCGAACCGAACACUUUCAUUAAUUAAUGAAAAUUGACUACUUGAAACCAGGAAAUUAAUUAGAUGAGUAACUUCCGGUACUUUAAUGCAUUUAUUAUUGGACAUAAAUUGCCGGAAACUUAUUUUCUCCCCCAAAAAGGGGGAGAGAUUUCAGUAAUGACUCAGGAAUACAUAUCCCGAAAGUUGUUUUUAAUCCCACUAACUGCUCCAAAAACGCUACAUCAUUACGACA